This is a messenger RNA of Gilbertella persicaria, 5642 nucleotides long. RefSeq names its product chitin synthase-domain-containing protein. NCBI's taxonomy places the organism in Eukaryota, Fungi, Mucoromycota, Mucoromycetes, Mucorales, Choanephoraceae. The record is from RefSeq and is a predicted model, not a curated record. The transcript has 4 exons. The coding region runs from base 344 to 5623 and encodes 1759 amino acids. Gene Ontology annotation, molecular function: chitin synthase activity; cytoskeletal motor activity; ATP binding. Gene Ontology annotation, cellular component: cell septum; myosin complex; cell periphery.
CAUGUAAAAGCCAUGCAAUAUCUCUCACUAAAAAAACGAAGUCGAAAAUUGUAAAACUUUUUUAUGCGCAAGAGAAAAUAAAAUAAGCUUUCUUUUAACUCUAAGUUUUUUAUUAUGGUACCAAGAAAAAUCGCUAGACAAGACUGUCUAGCUAUGAUCAACAUGACCUUUAAUAAAAACAACGCAUAUUAAAGGUUACUAUACAUUUUAAAUGAUGCUUGGCCGUCUUCACAAAAUCUAUUUUAAGUUAAAAAAAAAGAACACGGUGUUUUAAAUAAACAAAGCUGUCAAGUACUUAUCAUGUCAACCCAUUUUUCUUCUCUUCUUCUUUCUUUCACUCAACAUGACAGACAGAAAGUCUUCACAGCCAGUCGAAACACUCGUCGACAUGUGUAGUUUAGACGAUCCAAAGAACCAAAUGGUACAUGUUCUUCGAUCAAGGUUUUCUUAUUACAACAACUACACAGACUUGAGUGCAUGCAGCAUGAUUGCCAUUAACCCCUUUAAAAAAUUCGCUCAAAACGAUGCGCAGACCAGUCAAGACUAUGUAGCAUCGUAUAAGAACACAGUGGAUGAAGUCAUGACUAAAAAGCUAAAUCCUCAUGUUUUCGGGCUUACCAAUCGUUCCUUUUUUUGUAUGCGAAGAACAGGGAAGGACCAAGUGAUCAUUCUUAGUGGUGCGUCGGGGAGUGGAAAGACAGAGAUCCGACAUCUAAUUAUUCAACAUUUGAUCCGUCUCAGCAACACUAAAAAACAAUCCAAACUUCACCAAGCAAUUUUGAGUAGUCAAAAGGUCAUAGACGCUUUUGGUCUUGCAAAAACAGCUCAUAAUGAAUCAGGAGCAUCGCGUUACGGAGCCUAUACAGAAAUUCAUUUUAAUGAACGGGGUAGAUUAAUCGGUGCCAAGACAUUGUACUAUUUUCUCGAAAAGUCGCGCGUGGUUGCUACAAGUAACAAGCCAAGCGAAGGCAAUUUUAACAUCUUUUAUUGGCUUUUAUCUGGGACUAGUCCCGAUGAAAAACAGGUGUUACAGUUAAAAGAUAGCCCUAAGGACUACCCUUAUCUUGCCAAAUAUGGGCGCGGAUUACUCGAGACGGAUCAAGAUAAUUACAAAGAACUCCGAGUCCUCAUGCGAGCAGCAGGUAUUCGAAGAGACCAGACAAAUCGCAUCAUUCAGCUCUUGGCUGCUAUUUUGCACUUAGGCACCAUUCAGUUCACGGAAACACUAGGUGUCGGUGCAGAAGAAGCAGUGACGAUCAACAAUCCUGAUACCAUUGCUAUUGUAGCUGAUUUUUUGGGGCUAGAGGUUGAAGUGCUAGCAUCCGUCUUUCAGUUUAAGACAACAAUCAUUGGAAAGGAUGUGACAACGCUUAUUUUGAAUGCAGAACAAGCAGCUGCUCAGCGAGACUUGUUGGCACACGUUCUUUACUCGCUUUUGUUUUCCUGGCUUGUGGAGCGUAUCAAUCAAAAGACAUAUACCGAUCAAUUCAAUACCUUUGUGGGAGUCCUUGACUUUCCAGGCACACAGACGACUGGAUUUGGCGCUGUUGGCUUUGAACAGUUUUGUAUUAAUUAUGCUAAUGAGCGCAUAAAUUGUUUCUUGGCAAACAGUAUUUUUGAAGUUGAUCAGAUAGAGCUACAAACAGGCGGUAUUCAGGUAUCUGAACCAACGGUUAUCAAUACUGCAUGCCUAGAUCUGUUUACAAGACCUAAGAAAGGCUUAUGUGAUGUGAUCAGCAAUUUGACAGAAAAACAAGUGAACGGCAACAUAUCACUGACAGGAACAGUCAUACUGGAUAAAAUUCAAAAAUAUAAUGCCCAGAACCCAGCACUUUCAUUUCGGCAAUCAGACACGGGUGCACGUCAAUUCGUAGUCCAACAUUUUGCCGGCCAAGUCAAUUAUGAUCCUCACGAUUUUCUUAGCAAAAACAUGGAUGAGUCUUUAGGUGACUUUAUUCCGCUAUUUAGGGGCACAGCUGAUACACCUGCUUCCUGGAAUGGUUUUGUACUUGAUUUAUUCUCAGAUGAAAACCUUGCUCUGGAAAACCAGACACUCCAUACUAUGCCAGCUCUUCUCUCAGCCCAACAAUCAGCAAAGCCAGCUCGACAACCUUCUAUGAAACAAAGUAAAAGAAAAACAUUCAAAGAAAGGCAACCAAAUGAAUCCAGCCUAGGAAAAAAGACAGUUUUGUCUCAAAUUGCUUCCUCUCUUGAUGACCUUGUCAAUUCUUUUCAAGAAGCAAAUAUAUGGAAUGUCUUUUGCAUACGACCCAAUGUAACUUCAAGCUCGACACAGUUUGACAGUGCUCUUGUAGAAACUCAAAUCAAAGCUUUGAAUCUUGAGCAAUUUGCAGUAAAACUAAAGCAGUUCUAUAUUGCAUCACUGCCCCAUGCUGAAUUUCUUACAAGAUAUCAACUUUAUCCAUCUGAAUCAACUAUGUCUGAAAAAGAACAAUGCGAAUCAGUGAAACUACAAAACAACUGGUCUGAUUACGAUAUGGCUAUUGGCAUUACAAAGGUAUUUUUGAGUUAUUCGAUAUGGAGUAUGCUUGAAGAGAAAUUACGAGCCUUGGAGAAACAAGAACAAAAGGUCCAAAAAUUAAGAGACAAUCAAGUUGAUAAUUACCUAUCUCUUGAUACAAGAGAUUCGGAUGGCUUUAUACGCACAGGCACACCAUUAGAUCCUUUGCCUUCUUUAGCUGAUUUUUCUCAAGCACAAACAAAGGAGUAUUUUUCUGAAGACGAAAACCCACCCGUCACUGAAUCUUUAUUUAACAGCCAAUAUGCAGAAUCAAAAUUUGAAGUAUCUGAACAUGACAAACAAGAGCCCAAAUCACUCUCCCAAGAGACAGAUACCACAGAAGAAAAAACAAGUUCUAUGACUUCAGGAAGAAGACGAUGGUUGUAUUUUGUAUGGCUAGUUACGUUUUGGAUGCCUGAUUUUUGUCUUAUUAAAUGUGGUCGUAUGAAGCGUAAAGAUGUCCGUAUUGCCUGGCGUGAAAAAGUGACUCUGUGUGGCUUCAUUGUACUCGCAUGUGGCUUUAUUAUCUGGUUCCUUGUGUUCUUUUCUGACCUUAUUUGUCCGAGUCAAAAUGUAUAUACCACCAGCGAGCUCGCUGAACAUAAUUCAGAUACAGAUGGCUAUGUUGCUAUUCGAGGCGAAGUUUUUAAACUAAGUGAUUUUGCAGCACACCAUUAUCCUGGUGUGGUCUCUACGAGUGCUAUACUAGAAUAUGUAGGCACCGAUGUCACUGACUUAUUUCCUAUCCAAGUUUCUGAUCUCUGCAAAGGCGUCUCACCUUAUGUAUCGCUUGAUUAUUCUCAUACCUACUCAGACAAUAACUCACAGUAUCAUGAUUUUCGAUACAAUACAGAUGACUAUCGUAAAAACUGGUAUUAUGAUCAAAUGACCAUGCUUCGCGAAAACUACAAAGUUGGCAAUAUGGGCUAUGAUUCUAAAGGCUUGAAAGAUGAAGCAGAAGGUUCUUAUACCUUGAAUGGUGAAUCCGUUAAUCGCAAUUGGGCUGUGAUUGAUAGUCAUAUCUAUGAUUUGACAACAUAUAUUAUGGGCGGAAGAUAUAUCACUGCACCCUCAAAUAAAACAGCACCUGCUAAUGUAAGCACCGAUUUUUUGGACACUACACUAGUAAGUCUUUUCUGGGAGAACUCGGGUACAGACAUCACUUCCAAGUUCAACAAUCUGUCCCUUACGGAUACUCAAAAAGAGCGUGAACUAGCGUGUUUAAGAAACCUAUAUUAUGUAGGUCUACUUGACAUACGUAACUCGAUCAAAUGUCAAUUUACCACUUACUUUCUAUUGGUCAUUACGGUUUGUUUGUGUGCUGUUGUGUUCUUUAAGUUUGCGGCUGCACUUCGGUUCGGUUCUGGGCAAACGCCUGAAGAAUCUGAGAAACUCGUGAUUUGUCAAAUUACUUGCUAUACUGAAGACGAAGACUCUCUUCGCAAAACAAUUGAUUCCAUUGCUUGUUUGCGGUAUGAUGAUAAACGUAAACUGAUUCUCGUCAUUUGCGAUGGUAUGAUUAUCGGUUCUGGCAAUGACCGACCUACACCUCGUAUUGUGCUUGAUAUUUUCGGUGUGAAUCCUCGUAUUGACCCUGAGCCAGUCUCGUUUGUCUCGGUAGGCGAAGGCAUGAAGCAACAUAACCGAGCCAAACUUUAUUCCGGACUGUAUGAAAUCAGGGGUCAUGUUGUGCCUUACCUUGUUGUGGCUAAAGUAGGUACACCACAGGAACGACAAAAGCCAGGCAAUCGAGGUAAACGCGACUCUCAAUUGGUCUUGAUGCAGUUUCUAAAUAAGGUUCAUUUUGAUGCUCCUAUGAACCCAAUGCAGUUGGAAAUGUAUCAUCAAAUGCGCAACAUUAUUGGUGUGAGCCCCGAGCUUUAUGAUUAUGUUUUGAUGGUGGAUGCAGAUACAGAAGUCAUGCCGAUGGGCAUGAGUCACCUUGUAGCUAGUAUGUCGCAUGAUACCAAAAUCAUUGGUCUUUGUGGUGAAACAACUUUGGCUAACGAAAAAGACUCUUGGGUGACUAUGAUCCAAGUGUAUGAAUACUUUAUUUCGCAUUAUAUGAUCAAAUCGUUUGAAUCCCUUUUCUCGUCUGUGAGCUGUCUACCUGGUUGUUUUACUAUGUAUCGUAUAAGAACCGUUGACAGAAAACGCCCUUUGUUUGUAUCCAAUGAGAUUAUUGAAGAUUAUUCUGUCAAUGUAGUUGAUACAUUGCACAAAAAGAACUUGCUCUACCUUGGUGAAGAUCGGUAUUUAACGACUCUUUUGUUAAAGCAUUUUCCUAACUUCAAGACCAAAUUUAAUCCUGGCGCACAAUGCAAGACGAACGCGCCUGAUACAUGGAGUGUACUUGUAUCUCAACGUCGUCGUUGGAUCAACUCUACUGUCCAUAAUCUAGGUGAAUUAGUCUUCUUGAAUCAACUGUGUGGUUUCUGUUGUUUCUCUAUGCGUUUCAUUGUUAUGCUGGAUUUAUUCAGUACACUUAUUCAACCUGCAUUGCUGGCCUAUUUAGGUGUACUCAUUUGGAAGCUGGCUACUGCUACGAAUGGAAUUCCUUAUAUUACCAUUAUCACACUAGGCUGUACUUAUGGUCUGCAGAUCUUUAUCUUUAUUAUUCACAAAAGAUGGGAGUAUAUUGCCUGGUUCUUUAUCUCUAUUCUGGCUCUGCCUGUAUUUUCGUUCUAUAUCCCUUUAUAUGCUUACUGGCACUUUGAUGAUUUCUCGUGGGGCAAUACGCGUAUAGUGGUAGGAGACAAAGGAAAAAAGACAAUCGUGGGCGAUGAAGAUGAAUUCAAUCCUAAAUCCAUUCCUUUAAUACGGUGGUCUGAGUAUGAGAAGCAAAUGAUGGCCGAAAAUCGUAGUGAUCGACUCUCUCAGGGUACAUAUCCUUCCUCUGUCUAUGGUGCACCUCAUUCUAUCAGUGGCUAUUCGAGAUACACAGCUAGUCCUGUCCAUUCAAUCAUACAUCCACAGUCUGUGGCACAAGACUAUCAUCGUAUGCGAUAUGGUCCUACCAUGUCCAAUGAUGGAGCAAGUGAGACCAUGAGUGCUUCCAUGGUACAAAACUAUCAUUUACAAAACCCAUAUUAUCGUCAAUAAACUAUAUUUUAUUUAAUAU